Messenger RNA from Penicillium canariense, 1491 nucleotides. RefSeq names its product FMN-dependent alpha-hydroxy acid dehydrogenase. Lineage: Eukaryota; Fungi; Ascomycota; Eurotiomycetes; Eurotiales; Aspergillaceae. Bases 1 to 1491 code for a protein of 496 amino acids. The record is from RefSeq and is a predicted model, not a curated record. Gene Ontology annotation, molecular function: heme binding; oxidoreductase activity. The transcript has 5 exons.
AUGGCGAAGGUAUUCGACGCUGCAGAAGUCGCAAACCACAACACUCGUGAGAGUUGUUGGGUGAUUCUAUAUGGCAAGGUCUAUGAUGUUACUGAUUUCCUGUCCAAUCACCCUGGCGGUGCAAAGAUCAUUUUGAAGCUUGCAGGCAAAGACGCUACUGAAGAAUACGACCCCAUACACCCUCCUGGCAUUUUAGAGGACGAGCUCAAGCCUGAGGCAUGCCUUGGAACUGUGGAUGCGACCACAUUGCCAAAGCAAGAACCACCAGCAGAGCCGCAGGAGCAGGCGGUAGGGCCCCCACCUAUGGAGAACCUCCUCAAUCUCGACGAAAUCGAACAAGUGGCCACAAAGCAAGUGAGCAAAAAAGCGUGGGCAUACUACUAUUCUGCGUCAGACGACAAGUUCUCCAAACGCUUUAAUAACGAGGUUUACCGAUCUAUCCUUCUGCGACCAAGGGUCUUUGUUGAUUGCACCACGUGUGACCUGGAUACAUCAGUAUUGGGACACAAAUUGGGAAUACCUAUCUAUGUCUCGCCCGCUGCCAUGGCACGUCUCGGUCAUCCUUCCGGCGAGGCUGGAAUCGCAGAGGCAUGCCGAAGCUUCGGCGCCAUGCAAGUCAUCUCCAAUAAUGCUUCCAUGACCCCAGAACAGAUCGUCAAAGAUGCAGCCCCUGAUCAGGUUUUCGGCUGGCAGCUCUAUGUUCAGAUUGACCGAAAGAAGAGCGAGGCGAUGCUGACACGCAUCAACAAGCUCAAAGCCAUCAAGUUCAUUGUUCUCACUCUGGAUGCCCCCGUUCCGGGUAAGCGCGAAGAAGACGAGCGGAACAGUCUCGCAGGAGCGACGGCACCAAUACCAAGCGGUGUGAAGGCCGCUGAGCGCACCGCUGAUGAUACUCCUGAUGUGAAUGGAGGAUCUGGCGGUGUUGGCCAACAAUUGUUUGCUGGUACCGACCCCUCCUUGACAUGGCAGGAGACCCUGCCAUGGCUGGCCAAGCACACAGAUCUACCCAUUGUCCUCAAGGGUCUCCAAACACAUGAGGACGCAUACCUUGCCUCGCUGCAUGCUCCGCAGGUCAAGGGAAUUAUUCUUUCUAACCAUGGUGGGCGAGCCCUGGACACCGCCCCGCCAGCAGUGCACACGCUCUUGGAAAUCCGUAAAUACUGUCCCGAGGUCUUUGAUAAGCUCGAGGUUCACGUUGAUGGUGGCAUCCGCCGUGGCACAGAUGUCGUGAAGGCACUCUGCCUAGGAGCCAAGGCAGUUGGCUUGGGACGCCCUGCUCUCUGGGGACUGGCAGCGGGUGGUGUUGAUGGUGUCCGUAGGACAUUACAGAUCCUUGCCGACGAAACCAAGACCUGCAUGCGCCUUCUCGGUGUAGAGUCGGUAGAUGCCUUGGGUCUUCAACAUAUCAAUACCCGCAUAGUCGAGCAGCAAAUUUACGAUGGGCCUUCCGGUCUCGACAAUUUACGGCGUGCUUUCCGGGCGAAACUUUAG